Podarcis lilfordi (Lilford's wall lizard) is the source of this 3554-nucleotide messenger RNA. Lineage: Eukaryota; Metazoa; Chordata; Lepidosauria; Squamata; Lacertidae. The record is from the annotation of a GenBank genome assembly.
CGUGCCAAGAUGGGAUAUGCCUCUUUCCCUUCGGCUCUGUGCCGGUGUUUGGGAUGGAAGACGGAAUGGCUCUCGUCGGUUCGCUCUUCCAGAGUGUGCUGAGAGGAGUGGAUGCCAGACAGGGGAGUGUUAGGGGUAAGACUGUCCCUGUGUGGCAAGUGGGAUUAAGCAAAUUCAGGCUGCGCAAUUCUGAGGUGGAUCUAACUCUCUUGUGGAACAGGCCCGUUCUUUAUCUGCACACCCACACUUCAUUUGUGUUAAGGGAAAGCGAUAGGGAAAGGCACCAGGAAGUGUGGGGUAAGAACUGCUAGGUGCAGCUAUGUGCAACCUGCCUCCACACAUAUCAGAGGUCAGCUGGAAGUCACCUUGGAAAACUCUCUUCUGAGGAAUCUCAGCCCACCUAAUAUUGAGUGAAGUUCUACUGACAGGGCCCUUCAGACUGGUGUUUCAUAUUCAGUCAUACCUCGGGUUGAAGUAGCUUCAAGUUAAGUAUUUUCGAGUUGCACUCCGCAGCGACCCGGAAGUAACGGAGAGCAUUACUUCCGGAUUUCGCCACUCGCGUAUGCGCAGACGCUCAAAAUGACGUCACGUGCAUGCGCAGAAGCGGCGAAAGGUGACCCACGCACGCGCAGACGCACAGUCGCGUCUUAUGUUUACUUCAGGAUGCGAAUGGGGCUCCGGAACGGAUCCCGUUCAUAUCCAGAGGCUCGGGUUACAAACACCUCGGAUUACAGACGCUUCGGGUUACAAACUCCGCUAACCCGGAAGUAGUACCUCGGGUUAAGAACUUUGCCCCAGGAUGAGAACGGAAAUUGCGUGCUGACGGCGCGGCGGCAAUGAGAGGCCCCAUUAGCAAAAGCGCGCCUCAGGUUAAGAACGGUUUCAGGUUAAGAACGGACCUCCGGAAUGAAUUAAGUUUGCAAUCCGAGGUGGUACCUCGGUUUUCAAACAUAAUCCGUUCUGGAAGACCGUUUGAGUUCCAAAACAUUCAAAAACCAAGGCGCAAAGGGCGGUCUGCAAAUUCAAUUGAGAAAAACACAAUGGAAGCUGUUGGACUUCCGAGGAGUGUUCGAAAAUGGAAGCAUUUACAGCGUUCAAAUUCCGAAACAUUCAUCAACGGAGACGUUUGAAAACCAAGGCACCACUGUAUCAUCAUCAUCAUCAUCCUCUUUCAUUUAUAUACCACCUUUCCAUACAAGGAGUACAAAGGUGGUGUGCGCAGUUUUCUCAUUCUCAUUUUAUCUUCACAACAGCUCUGUGAGGUGGUUUGGCUGAGGCAGCUAGUGGCCCAAGGUCACCCAGUGAGCUUCAUGGCCAAGUGAGGAUUCGAACCCUAGUCUCCCAGGUCCUAGUCCAGCACUAUAACCACUGGCUGUCACUAAUCCUGCGUCAGCGGUGGAUUUAGUCGGCUUUAUUUGUUUCUCCUGCGCUGCUUCCCCAAUACUACCACAUUCUUGCUGUCCAGAGGGGCUGCAUUGUCACAAAAGCAGGACAAAAACAAACUGCGACAUUUGUGCUGUAGAAAGGUACUGGAGUUUCAGCAGGAAGUUCUGGGAUAUUCACAGUUUGGAAGUAAAAACCAUGUGACCACUCCAACACUUUCCCAGGUACAAACAGUAUUGAAAAGAGGGUUGUUUGCAACUGUGCUGAUGGCAUGAUGAGCAUAAAUCAUCAUUAAUGUGCUAGAAAAAGGAUGCCUGGAGAGACCUUUCAUUCAUAAUUCUUCCUCAAACUGCCUCAGUCUCUUGUUCAUUAUGCAGCUUCAUUGUGUAAGAAUCUGAAAAGUGCCUGUGCCUGAAUUUGCUUAUUUUCCUCUCCCCUCCCCACCGCUUCUUCCUUUCAUGCUGUGUCUGUUUAGAUUGCACGCCAUUAUUUUAAACUGCAAACCACCUUGGCAACGGCAAAGAGGUUAGUAAGAAAGAUUGGUGUUUAUGUGUAUUUGAUAGUCUUGUUUCUUCCCAUUGAAGGAAUUUGAAGGAAUAUGAAGGAAUUUGGACAUGACCGAUAGCGAUGAAAUAACGUCCAUUUUGGUUUCUCUCAGUUUCGUGUUUUUCCAAUCUUAAGUCCGGCUCUCCACAUUUUCACAACAGUUUGCAGUUUACUCAUUCGUCUUUAAAAAGUCUUCGUGAAAAUUUGCCUGCAUUUCUGUGCAAAUCUCUCCUAACAGGCACAUUUGUUGCAAGCCACUCCCCCAAUGCAAUGCAAUUUUGUAUGCCAUUCUUUAAGAAAUGCACCCAUUUCAAAUGCACUUUCCCUUAAUCUACACUCCUUUGUAAUAUCUGGCUGCAGAAGCGCAUUGCGAAAUUCAGAGAAUUAUAUUUGUCGAAGGAUAUUCACAGCAUCCUACUUUGCGUAUUAUUAUUUCGGGGGGGAAAUGCAGAUUAGGCAGGUUCCAAUCAGAACACAAACAGCUGAAUUUAUCCCCCAACCCAAACUGAAAACCAGGCCCCGUUUUGCUCUCCAAAAGGCCAGGAAGCCAAGAAUGACCAGCUGGUUUUGCUGAUGUGCCAGCGCUGUUAUCAGCCGUGAUAAAUCUCUUGUUUGUUUUGGCACAGGUAUCAAAACCGGGUUGAAAAUUCUCUCAGAGAACACCCGAAGGUCAGAGGAGAAGGCGAGCGGAGAAGGCAAACACUGGCUUGCCCGAUGGAGAGAUGUAGAAACACACUCACAAAAAAAAAACACCUCUCUGUGCGUUAAGAACUGCAGCACUGGUAAAAACAAACAAACCCGACUUAUCUAUUAUUUACUGAAGAUAACGCUGUAAGUGUUUCGGAAAAAGCAAGCAAGCAAGGAAACAAACAAACAAACAAAUUCCCAUCCCAGCUGACAGCUGACGUUCCCACAUUGGUAUGAUCUACAAGUCAGACUUAGCAUGUUACCUGCCAGUUCGAAGGAUUAUUGCCUGAGGUGGAUGGCAUGAAGUCAGGGCCUCUCUGGAGACUGGUAUUAUUAUUUUCCAGCCACGUUCUGCAAUGCGCCAUGGAUGCAAUCAUAGCGUAUGGGGCGGUGAUUCGUACUGGACCCUCCACACAUCAUUCUGGUUUAUUAUUUUGCUUGGCUGUGAUUCCUGUGUUGCAGCGGGUUGGACUAGAUGACCCUGGUGGUCCCUAACAGCUCUGAAAUUCUACUGGUUGCUCUGAUUUUUCCCCAGUGGGACCGACACCCCCCUCCCACCCAGAAGAACAUUUGCAGCGAGAAAAGUUACUGGGCACCAUUUCCCCAACCACCAGCAAUUGGGAACAAAACUAUGUAAUCGUCUACAAUUAUUUAAUUAUUGAAAUGCUGGGAAACCUGCCUUCCAACAUUUCUCCAAUGAAAAUAGGGACAUGUCUCCCUCCCUCCCACAGGAUAGAGCACACCCCGGAAAUGAUCUCUUUCAGCUUCUGCCUUCUGGAAGAAGGUACAGGGUUAUAAAGACUAGGACUAGCCGCCUGAGAAACAGUUUCUACCCAAAUGCGAUUUUGGUUUUAAACGCCGUGUAAGGUAGUCUCUAUGGGAAUAUGUUGUAUUUAAUUAUGGGGUAUCAGAGUUUUUAAGGGGCUAAACAGGCUGGG